AAGUGGACCACCCCGAGUAAAGAGCGCACAGCGGCGGGACUGACUUCUAAAGACCUAUGCUACCCAAGAAAAAAACCUGGAAGAGGAGAAAAAGGAAAGAAAAAGAAUCAGGAAUGGCUCCCACUCAGAGAGGCUUGACUUUCAGGGAUGUGGCCAUAGAAUUCUCUCAGGAGGAGUGGAAAUGCCUGGACCAUGCUCAGAGGGCUUUGUACAGGGAUGUGAUGUUGGAGAACUACAGGAACCUGGCCUCCCUGGCAGGAAACUCUAUUCCUGACCUGAAUAUUAUCUCCAUGUUGGAGCAAGAGAAAGACCCCUUGAAUGUGGAGAGCCAAGUGAAAAUAGCAAGAAAACCAAAAGGGAGGGAAUGUGUCAAAGAUAUCUCUCCUAAAUGUGUGACCAAGGAAUUACCACCAAAAGGGAAAAGUAAUACAGGAGAACUGUUUCACACAGUGCUGUUUGAAAGACAUGAAAGCCAUGACAUCAAAGAUUUUUGCUUCAGGGAAACCCAGAAAAAUAUACAAGAAUUUGAGUGUCAGUGGAGAGAUGAUGAAAGAAAAUAUAAUGGAGUGCCUGUGACAAAAAAAGAAAAUCUUACUGAUAGAAAAGAUCAACAUGAUAGGAGGGAUGCAAGAAACAAGCCCAUUAAAAAUCAGCUUGGAUUAAGCUUCCAAUCAUGUUCACCUGAGCUGCAGCUAUUUCAUGAUGAAGGGAAAACUUAUGAAUGUAAUGAAGUUCAGAACUCUAUCAACAAUGGUUUCUCAGUUUCACCACCCCAAAGAAUUCCUUCUAAUAUCAAAACCCAUAUUUCUAAUAAAUAUGGUACUGAUGUCGUCUGUUCUUCAUUACUCAACCAGAAGAAAGUACGCAAUAGGGGAAAACUUUACAAACGUGAUGAGUGUGCCACGGCCUUCAAUUACAACUCACAUCUCACUUUAUAUCAGAUAAUCCAUUCCAGAGAGAAACAAUAUAAAUGUGAUAUAUGUGGCAAGGACUUUAGCCAAAAAUCAAACCUUGUACAUCAUCGGAGAGUUCAUACUGGAGAGAAACCAUUCAAAUGUAAUGAAUGUCACAAGGUUUUCAGUCGCAAUUCACACCUUGCAAAUCAUCACAGAAUUCACACUGGGGAGAAGCCUUACAAAUGUGAUGAAUGUGACAAGGUCUUCAGUCGUAAUUCAUGCCUUGCACUUCAUCGGAGAAUUCAUACUGGAGAAAAGCCUUACAGAUGUAAUGAAUGUGGCAAAGCCUUUAGUGUGCAUUCAACUCUUAGUAGCCAUCAGAUAAUCCAUACUGGAGAGAAACCUUAUAAAUGUAAUGAAUGUGGGAAAGCCUUCAGUGAUCGUUCAACACUUUCUAAACAUCAAGUAACCCAUACUGGAGAAAAAUCUUACAAAUGUAAUGAAUGUGGCAAGGUUUUCAGUCAAACUUCAAGCCUGGCAAUUCAUCGAAGAAUUCAUACUGGAGAGAAACCUUAUAAGUGUAAUGAAUGUGGAAAAGUCUUCAGUCAGACUUCAAGCCUUGCCAGUCAUCAGAGAAUUCAUACUGGAGAGAAACCUUACAAGUGUAGUAAGUGUGGCAAAGCCUUUAGUGUGCAUUCAAGCCUAACUACCCAUCAGAUAAUCCAUACUGGAGAAAAGCCUUACAAAUGUGAUGAAUGUGGCAAAGUCUUUAGUCAAAAUUCACACCUUGCAAGUCAUCGAGGAAUUCAUACUGGAGAAAAACCUUACAAAUGUAACGAAUGUGGCAAGGUCUUCAGUUAUAAAUCACACCUCGCAAGUCAUAAGAGAAUUCAUACUGGAGAGAAACCUUACAAGUGUAAUGAGUGUGGCAAAGCCUUUAGUGUGCGUUCAAACCUAACUACCCAUCAGGUAAUCCACACAGGAGAGAAACCUUACAAAUGUAAUGAAUGUGGCAAAUUAUUUAGUAUGCGGCCAAACCUCACUAGACAUCAGAUAAUCCAUACAGGAGAGAAACCUUACAAAUGUAAUGAAUGUGGCAAAGUCUUCAGUCAACGUUCAAACCUUGCAAUUCAUCAAAAAAUUCAUACUAAAGAGAAACCUUACAAAUGUAAUAAGUGUGGCAAGGUCUUCUGUCACAAUUCACUCCUCACGGAACAUUGGAGAAUUCAUUCUUGAAAGCAUCCUCAUAAGGGCUAUGAGUCUGGCAACUCCUUCAUCCUGAGUUUAAGGAUUAAUUAACUGAGAUUAAGAGUCCAUACUAAAGAGAAAUCAUAUAACUGUAAUUUAUUUAUGGAAGAAUUGAACAGUGGUAUGAGCCCCUAUGUUUGGUGUUUUUCUGACUCGAAUUUCCCGGGAUCCAAUCGCCGCCCCAGAUCGUCCGCUCCUAGAGCUGCCAAGUCCAGACCUCUGAGUGGCUUCAGCCUCACUAGCAGGACUUCCUCCAACCCGCAGGCAAAAAGAGCUGUUAAGGCAGGAAACAACGCAGCUCCACACAAAGCGAAAUUGACUCAAAAGAUCCCAAACCCUGAAAACAACGACGCCUGCGGAGAGAGACAGAAACAGGCGCAGGCCCCGCCCCGCCCCGCCCACACUCCCGGAGGCCCCGCCCCGUCCUGGCCUCACGCCCCGCCCCCUGCCGUCGCGCUCCGCCUCGGCCCCGCCCCCAGGACGUCCGGCCUCCACCCGCCCCUGCCUUUUAAAGUCCUCACCAGAGAGGUGAAAAUUCGUCCUUUGGGCCCUCCAAACUUCCCCCUUUCGGCCUCCGGAGAGCAGAGCCCGCCGCCCCAGUCCAACACAGGCUGCGUCCUUCCCCUGGUCCUGGAAUUCUGCAUAGGCCACCGCAGCCCUGCGACACCUUCUGCUUCUCAGCCUCACCCUCGCCCCACUUUUGGACGAUAUUGCUUGCCCUGCGGAUUUUUCUAUUCCUCCGCCUCCCGCUGUCUGGAUAUUAUUGACAACAAGGCCCCAAUAGGAGAGCAGAGCCAGAAGGCAGACGGCCCAGCUCCCCCUAUAAAUGCUAAGUGGAGCACCCCAGAUGAAGCAGCUGAUGUGUUUCAUAUGCAUGCCAUGUGGGACUGGCUUUAUGAUGACCGGGAUAGUCACCCACUGAAUACACCCAUUACCAAGGUUAUCCUCUUUGAUAACAUUAAAUCCCAGCCUGUCAUGUUUGCGGGAUCUGAUACCGUCACCACCGCAGGAGCGGAGGGCAAAUUGCCCCUGAUCUUUGGACCACCCUUGGCCAUUGCAAUUCAGAACAACCUUUCCUCCUUUAACAUCUCCUCCACAGUGUCUUGCCUCCAAAUACCUGAAGACACAGACGCUCCAGGAGCAAGGCGGGGGGAAUCGCAGGCCCCGCCCCGGCCACGCCCACUCCCUCGGGUCCUUGCCCCGCCCCCGUGCCGUCGCGCCCCGCCCACGCCCCGCCCCCUGUCCGUCCUCCGGCUCGCGGGCCCUACGCAGGCCUGGCCGCUCCGCGCCCCCGCGGUUUUCUGCAGACCCGGAAGCGGAUCGCUCGGAGAGACGGUCACACCGCGGCGAAAUCCUGUGUCGAGACUCCUCUACUAUCUGCUGGGACAUCUAACAGACAUCUCCUGCAUAUGCACAGAAGUGACUUCUGAGCUCCACCAAAGGCAUUCCCCCUGCAGUCCUCUACAUCUCAGGGAAGAAGAGAAGAAGAGAAGGAAGAGGAAAGAAAAGGAGCCAGGAAUGGCGCCUAUUCAGGGACGGUUGUCAUUCAAGGAUGUGGCCAUAGAAUUCUCUCAGGAGGAGUGGAAAUGCCUGGACCCUUCUCAGAGGGCUUUGUACAGGGACGUGAUGUUGGAGAACUACAGGAACCUGGUCUCCCUGGAUAUUUCUUCUAAAUGUGUAACCAAGGAAUUACCACCAAAAGGGAACAGAAAUAGAGGAGAAGUAUUUCACACAGUGAUGGUGGAAAGAUAUGAAAGCUGUGACACUGAAGAUUUUUGCUUCAGGGAAGAACAGAAAAAUAUACAUGACUUUUUGUGUGAGUGGAGAGAUGAUGAAAGAAAUUAUAAAGGAAUGCCUGUGAUCCAGAAUGAAAAAUUCACUGGUACAAGAGUUCGACAUGAUAGAAUGGAUGCAGAAAAUAGGCUUAAUAAAAGUUGGCUUGGAUUUGGCUUUCAGGCACAGCUCCCAAAACUGCAGCUGUUUCAGUCUGAAGGGGAAAUUUAUGAAUGUAAUGAAGUUGAGAAGUCUGUCAACAAUGAUUCCUCACUUUCACCACUUCAGCAAAUUUCUUCUAAUGUGAAAACUCACAUUUCUAAAAAAUAUGGUAAUAAUUUUAUCUAUUCUUUAUUACUCACACAAAGACAAAAAGCAAACAGUUGUGACAAAUUUUAUAAAUGCAAUGAAUGUGGCAAGGUCUUUGGUCAACCUUCAAGACUUGCAAGUCAUCAGAGAAUUCAUUCUGGAAAGAAACCUUACAGGUGUAAUGAGUGUGGCAAAGUUUUUAGUGUGCAUUCAAACUUAACUGCCCAUAAGGUAAUCCAUACUGGAGAAAAACCUUACAAAUGCAGUGAAUGUGGCAAAGACUUCACUCAGAAUUCACACCUUACAACUCAUCGGAGAAUUCAUACUGGAGAGAAACCUUACAAGUGUUAUGAGUGUGGCAAAGCCUUUAGUAUUCGUUCAAACCUAACUACUCAUCAGGUAAUUCAUACUGGAGAAAAACCUUACAAAUGUAAUGAGUGUGGCAAGGUCUUCAGUCACCCUUCAAGCCUUGCAAGUCAUCGGAGAAUUCACACUGGAGAGAAACCUUACAAGUGUAAUGAAUGUGGCAAAGUCUUCAAUCAAAAUUCACACCUUGCAAGGCAUCGGAGAAUUCACAGUGGAGAGAAACCUUACAAGUGCAAUGAGUGUGGCAAAGCCUUUAGUCUUCGUUCAACACUAACUACCCAUCAGGUAAUUCAUACUGGAGAAAAACCUUACAAAUGUAAUGAGUGUGGCAAGGUCUUCACUAAAAAAUCAUACCUUGUAAGUCAUCAGAGAGUUCAUACUGGAGAGAAACCUUACAAGUGCAACGAAUGUGGCAAAGUCUUCAGUCAAAAUUCACAUCUUGCAAGUCAUCGGAGAAUUCAUACUGGAGAGAAACCUUACAAGUGCAAUGAGUGUGGCAAAGCCUUUAGUCUUCGUUCAACACUAACUACCCAUCGGAUAAUCCAUACAGGAGAAAAGCCUUACAAAUGUAAUGAAUGUGGAAAGGUCUUCAGUCAUCCCUCAAACCUUGCGAGUCAUCGGAGAAUUCACACUGGAGAGAAACCUUACAAGUGUAAUGAGUGUGGCAAAGCCUUUAGUAUUCGUUCAACACUAACUGCUCAUCAGAUAAUCCACACAGGAGAAAAACCUUACAAAUGUAAUGAAUGUGGAAAGGUCUUCUCUCUAAAUUCACAUCUUGCAAAUCAUCGUAGAAUUCAUACUGGUGAGAAACCUUAUAAAUGUAAUGAGUGUGGCAAAGCCUUUAGUGUGCUUUCAAGCCUAUCUACACAUCAGUUAAUCCAUACUGGGAAAAAGCCUUAUAAAUGUAAUGAAUGUGGCAAGGUCUUCACUCAAAAUUCACAUCUUGCAAAUCAUCGAAGAAUUCAUCUGGAGAGAAACCUUUCAAGUGUAAUGAGUGUGGCAAAGCCUUUAGUGUGCAUGCAAGGCUUAUUACCCAUCAGGCAGUCCAUGCUGGAGCAAAACCUUAUAAAUGUAGUUAGUGUAGCAAGGUAUUCAGUCAAACUUUAGCCUCAGAAGUCAUUACAAAAUUCGUAAUGGAUAGUAACCUUUGACAUGAAUGUUCAGUCAAAAUUUACUCCUUGCACAACAUCAGAGAAUUUAUUCUUGGAGAAUCUGUACAAUUGCAGUGACUAUGGUAAACCCCUCAUGAAUUCAAGCAUUAAUUCACAUCAGAGAGCCCAUACUAAAGAGAAAUAUAAAUGUAAUAUACAUGGCAGAGACUUUAUUCAGGCCUCACAACUCAGUAAACAUCAAAAUAUAUAUCUUUCAUGAAACCACACAAGUGUAAUGUGCAUGUUGAGGUUACCACUGAAGGACCAUAAUAUGUAGAUGAGUAUUCAUAUGAGGAAUAAUUCAGUCUCUUGUUCUCCAAGAUUAACCUUUGAUAAUACGUACUGCAGACUAACUGUAAAUCAAAAUAUAUUAAAACUCAUGACGAUGUAUAUCACACAUGCAAGGAUAUUUGGAAAUGGCCAAUUAUCUUCAGAUUAUAAAAUGUUCAGUUAUUUGAGGUUUCUUGAAAGGGCUACUUUCCUAUUCUGACUUUCAAAUUGAACUUUGAAAACUGCUAAUAUUAUGCCUUCCUUACAGGCCUCGUUUGGUGUUCUCUGUGAAAUAAUCAAUAAGAAUCAAUAGAAUGAAAGGACCUGAAAAGGAGGACAAUCUUUUAAAAUCAGAUAUCAUUUGAAUUAGCUUGUGGAAGGGGCAGAGAAUAAUGUAAAACUGUGAAGUCAGUCAUCAAGUUCAUUGUGUUCUGAGUGCACUUCUUUUAACAGAUGGACACUGUGGAUUAUAAGAAAGAAAUGCUGUACUGAUGCACCAGGAAGUACAGUAGGCCAAGAGCUUUGGCAACUGUGACUUUUAUGGGAGGAAAGGAAUAUAUUACUAGGGAAUGAUGAUGUGGUCAAAAUAAUGCAGGGGAAAUGUUGGCCAUGUUUAUUGAAUGGCAGUAGCUUUUAUAUGGUAAAGAUUGAUGAAAAUUAUUCUUUUUGAAAUUGAAAAGAACAGUAAUUGGGGAGAGAGUAUAAUCAAAAGAACCAGACUACCAUGUUCCUAAGUAGGAUUCACA
Molecule: messenger RNA, 6759 nt
Organism: Cynocephalus volans (Philippine flying lemur)
Lineage: Eukaryota; Metazoa; Chordata; Mammalia; Dermoptera; Cynocephalidae
Biological process (GO): regulation of DNA-templated transcription
Molecular function (GO): DNA-binding transcription factor activity, RNA polymerase II-specific; RNA polymerase II cis-regulatory region sequence-specific DNA binding
Source: RefSeq, a predicted model, not a curated record